CUUCCAUCCUCAUCCCCAUUCCUGCUUAAACUCUCUCCCAGAUUCCCUCCUUCGUAAAUCUUCCUGUUCCUCCUUCAACCCCCCUUUGUCUCUCUUCUUUGACAUAGCCACGAGCUGGCACUCCAAGACGUCACCGAUAACCCCCCAAGACAGCAGUGACUCCGAAACCCCGACUGUUGUCUAACCGCCCAUCAUGAAGCUUUCCACCACCGCGCUCCUUGCAGGAGCAGCUUCGGCAUCUGUCCUUCCACAGCAGGUUCUGCAGAUGUCCGAGCAGCUCAUGGAAGGAUGGUCCAAGCCGUUGCACGAGCUGGAGGAGUCCUUCGGCUCCCUCUCGUCCGAUGUGAAGGAUCUCUGGAACGAGAUGAGCAUGAUGUUCCCCGAGUCGUUCGAUAAGGCAAACCUCCUGUCGAUGCCAAAGCCUCACAAGCGGAGGCCCAACUCGGAGUGGGACCAUAUCUUGAAGGGUGAGGAUAUCCAGAAGGUCUGGGUCGAGAACGCCAACGGCGAGAAGGAGCGGGAGAUCGAUGGCCAUCUCGAGCCGUAUAGCAUGCGGACCAAGGCUGUUGACCCGUCGACGCUUAAUAUCGACUCGGUGAAGCAGUAUAGCGGGUAUUUGGAUAACGAUGAGGAUGACAAACAUCUGUUCUACUGGUUCUUCGAGUCAAGAAACGAUCCUAAGAACGACCCCGUCAUCCUCUGGCUCAACGGCGGCCCAGGCUGCUCCUCUCUCACUGGUCUCUUCAUGGAACUCGGCCCAUCAUGGAUCAACAAGGACAUCAAGGCCGACUACAACCCCUUCUCCUGGAACGCCAACGCCUCCGUGAUCUUCCUCGACCAGCCUGUUAACGUGGGCUACUCCUACAGCAGCAAAUCCGUGAGCAACACGGUCGCGGCCGGCAAGGACGUCUAUGCGCUGCUCACCCUCUUCUUCAAGCAAUUCCCCGAAUACGCCACCCAAGACUUCCACAUCGCUGGUGAAUCAUACGGCGGACACUACAUCCCGGUCUUCACCUCCGAGAUCCUCGCCCACAAGAAACGCAACAUCAACCUCAAGUCCAUCAUGAUCGGCAACGGUUUGACGGACGGGUUGGUGCAGUACGAGUACUACAAGCCCAUGGCCUGCGGCGAGGGCGGCUGGCCGGCAGUCUUGGACGAGGGCUCCUGCCAAUCGAUGGACAACGCCUAUCCGCGAUGCGCGAGCUUGAUCCAGGGCUGCUACGACAGCGAGAGCGUCUGGCAGUGCGUGCCGGCGAGCAUCUACUGCAACAACGCCAUGAUUGGGCCGUACCAGCGCACCGGUCAGAACGUAUACGAUGUGCGCGCCCAGUGUGAGGACCCCAGCAGCCUGUGCUACAGUGAAAUUGGCUGGAUCGGCGACUAUCUGAACCAGAGGGACGUGAUGGAGGCGGUGGGUGCCGAGGUCGAUACCUACGAGGGCUGUAACAAUGAUAUCAACCGGAACUUCCUGUUCCAGGGCGACUGGAUGAAGCCAUUCCACCGCGUUGUCCCUGGAAUCCUGGAGCAAAUCCCCGUGCUCAUCUACGCCGGCGACGCCGAUUACAUCUGCAACUGGCUCGGCAACAAAGCCUGGGCCGAAGCGCUCGAGUGGCCCGGCCACAAGGAGUUCGCGAGCCUCCCGCUCGAGGACCUAACGCUGUCCGCCAGCAGCAAGAAGAUCGGCGAGGUGAAGAGCCACGGGAAUUUCACGUUCAUGACCCUCCAUGCGGGUGGGCACAUGAUCCCGCACGAUCAGCCCGAGGCGAGCUUGGAUAUGCUUAAUCGGUGGUUGAGUGGGGAGUGGUACGCGUAG
Molecule: messenger RNA, 1813 nt
Organism: Eremomyces bilateralis CBS 781.70
Lineage: Eukaryota; Fungi; Ascomycota; Dothideomycetes; Eremomycetales; Eremomycetaceae
Product: putative carboxypeptidase CpyA/Prc1
Exons: 3
Coding region: 194-1813 (539 amino acids)
Biological process (GO): proteolysis
Cellular component (GO): fungal-type vacuole
Molecular function (GO): serine-type carboxypeptidase activity
Source: RefSeq, a predicted model, not a curated record